Messenger RNA from Myxocyprinus asiaticus (Chinese sucker), 1352 nucleotides. RefSeq names its product putative sodium-coupled neutral amino acid transporter 7. Bases 1 to 723 code for a protein of 240 amino acids. Gene Ontology annotation, biological process: amino acid transmembrane transport. Gene Ontology annotation, molecular function: L-leucine transmembrane transporter activity; L-histidine transmembrane transporter activity; L-glutamine transmembrane transporter activity. The record is from RefSeq and is a predicted model, not a curated record. Lineage: Eukaryota; Metazoa; Chordata; Actinopteri; Cypriniformes; Catostomidae. The transcript is spliced from 6 exons.
AUGGUGACUGGUUUGCACUGGUACACGGAUCGUAAUUUCACCAUUACUUUGACCUCAGUGCUAAUCAUACUGCCUCUGUCCAUACCCAAAGUGAUCGGCUUCCAGAAAUAUGCCAGAAAUUCGGCUUGGUGGGCAGUCGUUACAGCCAGCAUGAUUAUCUGCCUCUUUGUUUACACAGGCACAGGUGUCUGUGGCUUCCUGUCGUUUGGCUCAAAUGUAAGCCAGGAUGUGUUAAUGGCAUAUCCAUCCAAUGAUAUUGCAGUGGCAAUUGCCCGAGCUUUUAUCAUCAUUUGUGUCACCUCAUAUCCAAUCCUGCACUUCUGUGGAAGGGCAGUGCUGGAAGGUCUAUGGCUGCGUUUUAAAGGAGAGGAGGUGGAGACAGAUGUGGCAAAGGAACGGAGAUGGAGGAUUCUGCAGACACUCGUCUGGUUUUGUCUCACGCUCAUUCUUGCUCUCUUCAUUCCCGAUAUUGGACGAGUUAUUUCACUAAUUGGUGGAUUGGCUGCAUGCUUCAUUUUUGUUUUUCCAGGGUUGUGUUUGAUUCAGGCCAAGCUUUCAGAGCAAUAUGUCAGAUCGGCCAGCUGGAAUGGAAUGGUGGUUUGUGGGGUCAUAAUGGUUACAACUGGCACUUUCAUCUUUACAAAGACAUCAUCAGUCAUCCCAUGUGACCUCAUGCACAUUGGACUUUUGACCAAUAGAGACAAAGUGAGAACAUGGCAGUGAAGACUACGCAAACCAUGUCUACCACUGACCUUUGAAUUUCUUUGUUUGUCAAAUGGACACUCAGAUUGAGCAAUCACACAGAAGUCUAUACCUCUUAAUGUAGGGGAUAACUCACUAGAAAUGCACCAUCAACCCUUCUGCUGUGGCUGUUUUGAAAUGGGAGUCCUCUGCAAAGGACCGUAGACACUAUACAGCUACAGUUUAAAUGGCUACACAUUGUGAUAAUUCCUUGCAUUUUUGUUUAAUCUGAGAUCAUCCAAAAUAUAGUUCCUUUUUUAUAAUUAUUGUUAAGAACCUAAAGUUUUAUAAGGGCCUUAUACACUUGACAGUGCAUUUUGUUCAGUGUUUAUUAUGUUUACCCUUACAAUAUUGUUGAUCAUUUUAUUUAUUGGGGGAGAACUUGCACUGCCAGAUGUAAUUCUGUAGUUUCAAAUAUUGUGUGAAACUACACUCAUACUGGUUUAGACUAGUAAAGGUUGAUAUUCAAACUGUAUUACAGAAUAUACACUGUUGUUAUUUUUGCUACAUUUUCUAAAUGUGAGUGUAGCUGUGUUUAAGAAAUUAUUGUUUAGGUGGUGAGAACAAUUUCUAAUAUUUAUGAAUAAACUGAUACUUGAACUGAAUGUAAU